Messenger RNA from Odobenus rosmarus divergens (Pacific walrus), 408 nucleotides. RefSeq lists its product as uncharacterized. The record is from RefSeq and is a predicted model, not a curated record. NCBI's taxonomy places the organism in Eukaryota, Metazoa, Chordata, Mammalia, Carnivora, Odobenidae. The transcript has 4 exons. The coding region runs from base 1 to 408 and encodes 135 amino acids.
AUGCACCGGCAGUUCGUUCGGCCGCGGGUCAGAGGGCGAGCGGAAGUGCGCGCCGGGGUCGCAUCGGACAGCCAGCCGGCGGAACCGAAAGUUUUCUAUCUCCUCUGGAAUGCAUUUUGGCCAGGCCACAGCAAGCUGGACUCACCCUGCAUCCCAACAUGGGCACAGUGCCUGGCACAUCACAGCAGUGGUGACAGGCUAAAUGAUGAGUUGCCUUUCUUCACUUUAAACCUUGUCCCUCCAGCAGCUGGAACUGUCCUACACCUCUUCCUUUGCUCCCCUGGCAAGUGUGCUCAGGGAACCCCUCCAGCCAAGCUGCCUCCUCCUCCACCUGCUUCCAAGUCUAUACUCAGCAGAACGAAGUGCAGCCAUAGGCCAAGUCAUGACUCCUGGGUCCUUAGUUCAUAG